GCAACGCCACAAAAUAUAUUGACGACGAAACUAGUAAACAGUAACUAUGAGGAACUCUGCUUAGAUUUGGAAACCAAAGAAGAAAGAGAGAGACUAGACAAGAAUGGCGAGUUUCAUUCUUCAAGUGCCCAACAGCUUGAGGACCUUCUCUGUUUCUGCUUCUUCCAACGGGUCUCCUGGUCCUUCGAGCGGUAGGCCAGGGCCAGUGAUAGUGGAGCUUCCGAUGGAAAAGAUAAGGAGACCUCUCAUGCGAACCAGAGAAAACGACCCAAACAAGGUCAAGGAGCUCAUGGACAGCAUCAGUGAAAUUGGCCUCCAAGUCCCUAUUGAUGUGCUUGAGGUUGAUGGAGUCUAUUACGGCUUCUCUGGUUGCCAUCGCUAUGAAGCUCAUCAGCGUCUAGGCCUCCCUACAAUCCGUUGUAAAGUUCGCCGUGGGACAAAAGAAACUUUAAGGCAUCAUCUUCGAUGACGACUCUUACCAGAUUCUCCCAGAGGAACUCCAACCUAUUCCAAGUUAUCAAAUAUGUCAAUCUCUUUUGACCUAUUGAAAAUAAUAAACAGCCUACAAAAGUUUGUAUAUUAUUAAGUAUGUUAUUAAUGCUACUGAUUUAGAUUAAGUAAUUCUCUUAUUCUUCUCUGGGAAGCCUGAAUAGAAGUAUAAUACAAACCCUCUUAUUAAAAAUGGGUUAGAAAAAAAUACUAUCUGCAAGUAAAUAUUGUGUUAUUUGCCUUGGGGAAGGAUGUCCAGAAUUUUCUAGCUGCGUGGAUUUACCUUUUACUUUGGUCGUCU
Morus notabilis is the source of this 790-nucleotide messenger RNA. Its product is annotated as sulfiredoxin, chloroplastic/mitochondrial. Gene Ontology annotation, biological process: cellular response to oxidative stress. The transcript is spliced from 5 exons. Gene Ontology annotation, molecular function: sulfiredoxin activity. The record is from RefSeq and is a predicted model, not a curated record. The coding region runs from base 104 to 469 and encodes 121 amino acids. Gene Ontology annotation, cellular component: cytoplasm. Lineage: Eukaryota; Viridiplantae; Streptophyta; Magnoliopsida; Rosales; Moraceae.